Motacilla alba alba is the source of this 2876-nucleotide messenger RNA. Its product is annotated as histone PARylation factor 1. Gene Ontology annotation, molecular function: histone binding; poly-ADP-D-ribose binding. The transcript is spliced from 8 exons. The record is from RefSeq and is a predicted model, not a curated record. Gene Ontology annotation, biological process: DNA damage response; regulation of protein ADP-ribosylation. Gene Ontology annotation, cellular component: nucleus. Bases 12 to 1058 code for a protein of 348 amino acids. Lineage: Eukaryota; Metazoa; Chordata; Aves; Passeriformes; Motacillidae.
GGCGGGAGCGCAUGGCAGGUGGCGGGAAGCGGAGGCCGCGCGGCGCGGCGGCGCCCGCCGGAGAGCAGAGUGAAAAAAAUGGCGCUGUCAAGAAGAGAAGAUCAAACCAGGCAGACAUUACUGAUAGUCUUUGCCAAGAAGCAGAAACAUGCUAUCGGCUUAGACUGCCUGAGGACUUCUACCAGUUUUGGAAGUUUUGUGAGGAGCUAGAUCCUGACAAACCAAGUGAUGCACUUGUGUCAAGUGUUGGACUUAAGCUGGUUGGACCAUAUGAUAUUCUUGCUGGAAAAAACAAAAAAGCAAAAUCAACAGAUGUGAACUUCAAUCUUCAUUGGAGAUUCUUCUAUGAUCCCCCAGAAUUUCAGACUAUACUUGUUGGGGAUAGCAGAACACAGUAUCACAUGGGGUAUUUCAGGGAUGUGCCAGAUGAGCUGCCAGUGUGGGUUGGUGCAAAUGAAGCGAAGAAGGGUUGUGUGAUUUCACAAGUUGGUGAUAAUGUCUUUGCUGCAGUCAAAUUAUUUUUGUCAAAAAAACUUAAGGAAGUGGCUGAUAAAAAGAAAAAUGCUGUUUUGAAAGACAUAGAUGAAAAGCUAACAAGAACAGCAAAAGAACUGGGUUAUUCUCUGGAGCAAAAAACCCUGAAGAUGAAACAGAGAGAUAAGAAAGUGGUGACCAAAGCAUUUCAUGGAGCAGGCCUAGUCGUUCCUGUAGACAAAAAUGAUGUUGGAUACAGAGAACUUCCUGAAACAAAUGCUAAUCUUAAAAAAAUUUGCAAGGCCAUUGUUGAUGCUCCAACUGAUGAGGAGAGAGUGAAGGCCUUUGCACCCAUUCAAGAAAUGCUGACCUUUGUUCAGUUUGCUAAUGAUGAAUGUGAUUAUGGAAUGGGGUACGAGCUGGGCAUGGACCUCUUUUGCUAUGGAUCACAUUACUUCCACAAGACGGUGGGCCAGCUGCUGCCCCUGGCUUACACGCUGCUGAAGAGGAACCUGUUUGCCGAAAUCAUCGAGCAGCACCUGGGCAACCGGCGGGAGGAGGACCUGGAUCAGCUGGCGCCCUGAGCCGGGCGCGGGGCUGCAGCUGGGGGGCGGCCCUGCGCGCCCGGGACCGGCCUUGUCUGUGUGUCUGUGGCUCUUUUUGUACUCGGUGGCGGUGUUCCCUCGGUCAGUAAAGGUUUUCUAAGGAACGCGCUGCUUCCCGGUGCUGGCUGCGCGGGGCGGAGGGGCCGCGGGGCGGAGGGGCCGCGCACGGGCGGGGCCGCGGGACCGCCGCGCCCGCCUGGCCCUGCCCUGCAGGCCGCGGGAGCCAAACCCGGGCCGGGGCUGCUGCUCUGGGGCAGCUCGGGGGCCCGGCCGCUGCCCAGCGCUGCUCGGAGCACCUCCGGGCACCGCGCCAGUGACUCACGGCACGGCCGCUGGGGCUCGGUCAGCACCCCCCUGUGCCAUAUGCGAACUGAUCUCCACAUCCCCGCUCCAGGUGACGGUUCUGCCCUUCUCCAGUUGCGUCCUACCCCUGAGGUAAAGCAUUCCCUUACUACAGCAUUCCCUUCUACGGCAAAGCACUAUCACUGCUCCUGCAUUGCUGGAGCUGGUUCAGGCGGGAGGAAACUGAUGGGAUGAAGGAAACGCUAGCUGACAUUGCCAGAGAAACUAGGAAUUCCACGGCAGUUGCUAGCUUGCUAAUAAGAAGCCAUCUCCAGUUUUAAAUAUUUAAAAAUUAAACCCAAGUGAUUUUGUACGAGUGCAAAUUAAUUACUUUCAAGGUCCUUAGUCCCCAGUUCAGUGUUCUUGUUAACUGCACUUGGAGGCUUAUUCUCUGACAAGUGAUUAAAGUAACAGUCCAAAAACAAUGGGAAAUAACAUUUGCUCUUAUUCAACAGCCCUGCCACCAGCCGUGACUUGACUUCCAUUGUAGCAAUUCACAUCAGUACUAAAAACAGCAAUAUUAAUUACUGCUCAUAAAGAUUAUAGGCCAGUAGCACCAUGCUAAAAUGUAAGUCAUUCCUACUCUUUUAAGCAAAGGAUUGUCAGUUUUAUGUUACUUUAAGGUAGAAGGGAGCAGUGGUAGUAUAGUGUAGGUUAGAGUGCUGCAAAAGUAUUGUGAGUUUCAAAUGCACAAGGCAAUCACAUGCCACAGCUACAAGUGUCAACUUUACAACUUUACCCUUUUCAUUCAGCGUAUCAAUGUCCCAAUUAUUGAAGCACAGACUUAAAGGCACUCAUUCAUAGGCCUGGAGGGUUUUUAUACAUAAAAACCAGGUACUUUCCAUCUCAUUCUCCUGUUUGUUUCAAGUACAGGACACCUUAAUAUCAAGGCCCUGUAAAUCACACAAGUACUAAAACAGUAGAAUCGUGGAAAGGUUUGAGUUGGAAGGGACCUUAAAAGUUCAACUUUUUAACUGUUACUUAAAUAUGAAAUUAGAUUUGCAAAAAUGAGGACCUGAGACUGGACAUCCAUAUUCAUAUAUUAAUCCCUGAUGGAGAAGGAAAUCUGUUACAGCAGUUGCAACAUGACUGAUAUGCUGCGUAUCAAUAAACUGGGACAGACUUUUUAGCAGGGCCUGCUGCACUAGGACAAAGGGUAAUGGUUUUAACUAAGAGUAGAUUCAGACUAGAUAGGGGAAGACACUUUUUAUUAUGAGAGUGGUGAAAUAUUUAAAUGGAUUGCCCAGAGGGGUGGUACCACCCCCUUCGAAGUGGUCAGUGGGUGGGGCUCUGAGCAACCUGUCUCAUGGAAGGUGUCCUUGCCCAUGACAGGAGGGUUGCAAUGAGGUGAUCUCUAAGGCCCCUUCCAGCCCAGGCCAUUCUAUGAUGUGUACAUCAUCAGCAGAUGGUUUUCAGACAAUAAAAAGAUCAUCCACUUUUAACUUAGAAUUAAAA